AUGGCCUCGAUGCGAACUGUGCCACGAGGCCUUCGAUUGGUUGGAAUCAUAAUAGCCAUGGUAAUCAUCAAGGACCAAGGUCAGGAGCCGGUUGUUCAGGUUUUACAAAGCUCACGAAAUAUGGUGGGCGGAAUGACAAUCCGGGAGACGUUCGCCUUACAAACCAACUGGUUUGAGGAGAGGGGUGCCUAG
This is a messenger RNA of Sparassis crispa, 192 nucleotides long. RefSeq lists its product as hypothetical. The coding region runs from base 1 to 192 and encodes 63 amino acids. The transcript is spliced from 2 exons. NCBI's taxonomy places the organism in Eukaryota, Fungi, Basidiomycota, Agaricomycetes, Polyporales, Sparassidaceae. The record is from RefSeq and is a predicted model, not a curated record.